UUGCGCGCCGCCUCUCAGUAAGUCGUACGCUGCGCAACGGGAGCGACGGUCCUCAACGUCGUCACGCACGUCGUCCCCGCUCGCAAAUUUUUUUUCUUUUCCUUUUCAUUAAAGGCGACGUAACAGUGUCCUCGCUACCACCGCGCUAUGUGACGGAUAUCACGGGGCACCGCAGCGUGUACCCCGCCUCUAGACCACGCCACCACCGUUCCCCGUUCCGGAGUCUACCCCACGGCGGUGUACCCCCUCGCCCUUUACCGAGACCUACCCCAUCUCCCUCCUCCUCCUCAUCCUCCUCCUCUGUCUCCUCUCCCGUCUCUCCUGUCCCCCCCUCGUCCCUGCCCUUUCCCCCUAGCCCGAUCCUCGUCCACCGCCCCGUUGUGGAAAAAGAGAAAGACGGACUGUCUCGUGAACGCUCGUACGACGACGACGACUACCACGACGACGACGACGGCGACGACGGGAGCAGCCACGACGAGGUGGCCACGGAGGCCUCGUGGAGAAGCGUGCCUGAAGAAAACAUGGAGUGCCCGCACCUCGCGCAGAGCGUGCGAUUUGGCGAUGACAACGUAGAUGGAUCGGGCUGUGCUGUGAAGGAUCUGCCGUUCGUCUGCGCAGUGUGCGGCACCGAGAAGAGUCCCUGGCUCUGUCUACACUGCGGAUCCGUGCACUGCGGACGAUACGUGGCGGGCCACGCGUUGCAGCACUACGAAACCAAUACUCAGCACUGCGUGUGCAUAGACUGUGAGAGCCUGGCAGUAUUCUGUUACACCUGCGACGAAUAUGUGGUGAACGAUACCACGAGCGGGCAGAUCGAGAAGAUACGGCGCGUCACCUUUCGCAAGGACGAGCACAAGGAAAACGAUGAGAGCUGGAGCACGUCGCCGCCCACGACGCCGCCGUCCUCGAGAACGCGCGACGGCGGCGGCGACGACCACGACAACGACGAUCCGGACGCCCUGUGGAAGGCGGAGGUGGUUGUGAGGAAUUUACGGCCGAGGACGGCGCGCAAGAGGCUACACUCGCUGGACGCUAGCAGCGCGGACAAUCGGCCGGCCAAGCGUCGCAGCUCCAAGAGUACCAAAGAGAAGAAGGUCGUCGGCCUGAGGAACCUCGGUAAUACCUGCUUCAUGAACGUGGUGCUGCAGUCCUUCAACAACAUCAGCCACUUCUGCGAGUACCUCACGCAGAUGCCGUGCCUCGAGGGCAUCGCCUUUGACGAGUCCACGGGGCCACCCACGCACCGCGGCCGCGUCGUGACGCCGAGCCGCGCGAAGGAGAUGUCGAUGAGUGACGCUCUGCUCGCUGAGGAGCUGCGUAAGGUGCUGCUCGGUCUAAGCUUAGGCGGUUCCAACGGCCAGGCGAUAUCGCCCGAGUGCCUGUUCCUGGCCAUCUGGAAGGUCGUGCCGAGAUUUCGGGGCUACCAGCAGCAGGACGCCCACGAAUUUCUCACCUACAUGCUCGACCGACUGCACACCGAGCUGCUGCAGCUGCUGCCCAGGCUGGGACACGAGCCCCUAGGAUUGCGCGGCAAGCAGAGUAUUGUCACUGCCGUGUUCGGAGGCACUCUUCUUAGCGUGGUCCACUGUAUGAACUGUCGCACGGACUCGAAGACGCACGAGCCCUUCCAGGACCUCUCGCUGGACAUACCGGACAGAUUGCAGAGGAGCAGGACGAAGGAGCAGGAGGAAGUGUGCAGUUUGACUUACAGUCUGACGAGAUUCUUCAAGGUCGAGGAGCUGGCCGACAGCGAGCUCUACUUCUGCGACAACUGCAUGGGCAAGCAGAGGUCUACCAAGAGGUUCUGGAUACACAGGCUGCCUAACGUGUUGUGCCUUCACAUUAAAAGAUUUAGGUGGUGCAAUUCCUAUCGCUCGAAGGUGGACACGCAGGUGGAUUUCCCGAUGGAGUCUCUCGACAUGUCCGCGUUCACCGUGCGCGGCGUGACCGGGACGAGAUUGGGCGCUCAGAAUAGUCAUCUUUACGACUUGGCUGCCGUUAUCGUGCACCAUGGUUCUGGUGCCGGUACUGGACAUUACACUGCCUUCGCCGUGCAUGACGGCCAGUGGUUCCAUUUUAACGACAGCUCGGUGCGGCCCGCGACUACCGACGCCGUCGCUAAAUGUAAGCCUUACAUUCUGUUCUACGUGCGGAGGGAAUUCUCCAUUCCACCCCCCUUGUGACGUCGUUUCCCCGACAAGAAGCCCCGUCCCGGCAGCACGAGCCUAGAUGACGACGAAGACGACGACGGCGAUCAGGACGACGUGGAGCGCACGAAGGAGAACUGAGCGAACGUUCCUUGCGAAUCUCUCUCGAAGCGCGUGCGAAGCGACAAAAAAAACAGCCAAAACGAAACGGCGGAUAAAGAAGCAAGAGAUCGGCCGAAUCCGCGCCUCGAGCGCCUUCGAGAUCGGAAGACGAAGAUUCGUCCGCUUUAUCGCGAUAUAUUAUAUCCAUGAUUGCUCAUUGUUGCCAAAUCGUACAAUCUCGUUUAGAAGCGUAAUACGUCCGCGUUCGCUAUCGCGCCUCGACAAAGCCGCUGACGAUGCGACCUUUGAGACGCGAUUGGGAUAACCGGCCACAGACAUGAUUCCGCCGCCACGUUAAUCGCUCGAGCGCGUCCCUCCUUGCGCGCGCGCACGCUUUAUCAGAUGAUUAAAAUCGUGCGACUCUUAAAUUAGCUCGAUGCCCGUCGAAGAAAGGCCGACCGGCACAACGUGCUGAUACACGUGUCGUAUCUCAUCACAGAUUGUUCUCACGAUCUCUCUCAUCAUGUGUCUUUUACUUCCGUUGGAGACACUGUAGUCUCUUCGCUGUAAGAGUAUAAAAAGAUUUUUUUUUCUUCUAAAACUAUUUGGUUCUAUCUAUAGCCGAACAUUUAUCUCAUCAAUGUAUUGAACUGUUAAAUCGUACAUUCUUUAUCUGUUUAGAUUCCUGUCGUCUAAUUUUUUUUCUACUUACAUCAUGCUUUAUCUGAAUUCCUAUAGAUUAGGAAUUAGUCUAUUUUCUUUUCUGUAUGUAUAUAGAUAUUUGAUCUUAUUGUUUUUUUUUAUCUUAUCAAGUACAUGCAGUGCUAUGUAUAAACGUUUAUCAUCUCUAUCGAGAUGUCCUGUUUCGCGCGUGGCCGCGGAUGUUAAUUAUUCGAAGGUGUAGAGCUGGAGUUUGCAAAUUGCCAACUCGAAGAUGCGAUGAUGCGGACGGGAGAGUAAGAGAGAGAAAGAGAGAGAGAGGGGGGGAGAGAGAAAGAGCAGCGCGAUGUAUGAUUGACGUCGAGCACGCAUGCGUAUCGUGCCAAUGGACGUAGCACGUAUGCGGUCGCGUGGAGGUGCGCGAUUGUAUGCGAGGCAUGUGCCGGCGGACGGAGCUUCUCUUCCUUUCUCGGUGACGACGGGGAAGAGGGAGAGAGGAAGCUUAGAUAGAUAGGAAGAGAGAAAGAGAUAGAUGAGAGAGCGCUCGAGGUGGAUCGCGGAAACGCAUUGCCUUUAGCGUCGAUUUUCUUUACGCUCUUAACGCGGCGGCCGUCGACCGCCCUCCCCUCACCUUAUGCUCCCCCUUCCCGCCCCGCUCUCUUUCCCCCUCCCCCUCUCCAUGAUCGAAUCGAUGAAAACCCUCCGCGAUAGCGGAAUUACGUGUAAUCGUCGCGUUCCCCGUGUGUAGUCCUAAAAAAAAAAAAAAGAAAAGAAAAAGAAAAGGAUUAAGGAAAAAGAAACGCGAAAACGACUGGUCUUCUCGGUAGAUAGAUCUUUUCCUAGGCUUAGCGCACGCGGCUCCCGACGUCGGUCUGCCCGACGGGGCCGGAGCCGGAAAGCAAGUACCGUAUAGGGCCAACAGCGUUACUUCUCAAGCGACAGCCUUAUUCUCCUUCCUCCCCUCUUCCCCCCCCUCUCCGCCUCUGCUCCUCCCGCCGUCCCUCCGACGACCUGCGUCUUCUCCUCCGUCCCUUCGUCGUGCAUGCGUCCAUGUAUAACUUUUACGCGCACACAUACACGACAUAUGCUAUACACUUCAUACACGUAUGCGUUUUACACACAUACACACGCACAUGCAUGAAUGUAUGCAUACUCACGUAUCGCGGAUUCUACCCUCCCUCUCUCUCUCUCUCUCUCUCCCUUCCGCUCCCCCUCCCCCGCUCCUCUCCCUUUGUCCCUUCACGAAAGGCUCUCGACGACUCUUAUGUGAUUAUUUAAAGACUUAUUUUUUCUAUAAUGAUAACGAUAAUAAUGAUAAUAAGUUAAUGCGUAGCGAAGAAAACGUUUUAUUAAGGCGAUAAACUGCGAUAAUUGCGCAUCUACGGCAAAGACUCUUACUCGUGUAUAAACAUGACGUGCGGAAGUAAACCGUUUAACAUAACACGCAUACACACAUUUAUACACAUACAAACACACACAAACACACAUAUACACCUAACAAAUAUUAUUGAGAACAAGUGAAAUAUGUACGAACGGCGAAUAAAUAAAGAACAAUGAAUCGAC
Wasmannia auropunctata (little fire ant) is the source of this 4472-nucleotide messenger RNA. RefSeq names its product ubiquitin carboxyl-terminal hydrolase 3-like. The transcript has 6 exons. Lineage: Eukaryota; Metazoa; Arthropoda; Insecta; Hymenoptera; Formicidae. The coding region runs from base 522 to 2183 and encodes 553 amino acids. Gene Ontology annotation, biological process: protein deubiquitination. Gene Ontology annotation, molecular function: cysteine-type deubiquitinase activity; zinc ion binding. The record is from RefSeq and is a predicted model, not a curated record. Gene Ontology annotation, cellular component: cytoplasm.